UUUAUUUGCACAAAUCAGUUUUUCAGUCAGCCAGUGACUCCACUUCUAGGCUUACACAGUGCCGUGGUUUAGAUGAUGAAAUCGAUAUUCAGCUGGAGAUCAUGCAGAAAGUCCACCAAGGGGUGGGACUUAUGAGGAAUUGAAACUAAAAUAAAGGAACUCUGUUUAGAUCUUUUCCCUAGCCUUAGCUGCAGUCCUCCUUUCUGACAAGGAUGUCUGGAGUCAGAGGAUGGACGGAAGGCAGGUCAUAUGGGACGGCAGGAGGUACAGGACGACGGCCACUUCCAGCACCCCAUUUAGGACAAGAGGGUUACCUCAGGGAUAAAAGCAAUCAAACAGAGGAGGCUGGGAAUUCCCAGCAGCUGAUGAGGUCUGGAGGAGAGCAAAAGAACCAACCAUCAACUUACCAACAACAGCAAGAGCAGCAUUUCAACUCAUAUGUCUUAAUAACUCCGAAUGAAAGCAGAAGAAAUCGGUUGCAGCAAAUUGCUAAGAAAGAACUAGAUGACCUGGAGCAGUGGAAGGAAAAGCACAGGCCAGGACCAAUUAAGUUGGCUCCACAGAGACUGGGUGGAAAAGAAUCAGAGGCUCAAGCAAGGCAAAAACAGCAAAUGAUGUUCGCACAAUCUAAAUACCAACAAAAGCACAAGAGAGAAGAAUAUAUGAAAGCAAGAAAAGCAGCUGAAGAAGCCGAAAUCCUGAAAAAGAAAGCCAUUCAGAGGGAAAAGGCAGAGAGACUUGAAGUUAAAAAAAGGCAACAAGAAAUGCAAAGAAGAGAGAUGUUCCUUGAAGAUCAAUUUCACAAAACCAAUGAAUUAUUGAACAGAUUGGACUCGGGUUUGCCAAAGAAUGAUUCCUGUCAGACUGCUAAUUGUGGUCCAGAAUCAACAGCAUGGGCUAGAAGCCGUAUAUAUAAGCGAGCUCUUCGAGAGGAUGAAAACAGAAGAUUGGAGGAAAUGAAGCAAGAACAACAGAGGAAGGCUCAAUUAAUGGAAUCAAAACAAAAGCAGAAGGAAGAAGCCAGGAUAAGAGCACAUCAAGAUGAACAGAGGAGAGUAAAUAAUGCUUUUCUGGACCGACUUCAGAAGAAAACACAAUCUAAUAACAUCAGCCAACCUGGAUAUUCUGGGAGUCUGGACUACUGCAGUGAUGGUGCCUGGGGGUCAAACUACUUGGAAUAAAGGAUUAAUGUUGCCAGAAGAAUACUAGAGAAAUAUUCUCUUUUAUCUGGCUUUGGCCAAAUGACCUUAUAAAAGCUCCAAGAAAGCCCUCUUUUAUCCGUGUGAUUUUUUUCCUAGCCUGAUUGCAUCUUCACACCCACUUCGUGAGUAAUCUGCAGAGACUGGUUUCUAGCUGUCAUUAUUCACACAUAUUUGAGGCAACUGGUUAUGAAAUUCCUAAUUAAUUUUUAAUAAGUGAAUGUGUCUUUUUUUUUUCUUUCCUUCUUAAAUUGUUUUGCCUUUUGCAGAAUGUAAUUAUGCUAGCCUUUAGGAUCUCACAAAAAGAAGAUGUUGCAGAAGCUGCAGAAAUAUCUGUGUUUACUUUUUACUGUGCCCAGCCUCAAAUUUCCAGUGACUUGAACAGCAAAAAAAAAUAAUAGUGCUCUCUUGUGGGAGCAAAGUGCUGCUGCUUUUUUGUUGAUGUUGCUUUUUGUGUUUUGGGGGUUUUGUGGGACUUUUUAAUGUAUGUUAAACAGUAGAGAGUCAAGGAGAAGCAAGUGUGUGUAUUAUAGAUGGGCUAUUUUGAAAAUGUGUUUAGAAAAGUACAACAUUAAAGAAAUAAAACUUUAAUACUGGAAACUUUUACACUGCAUUCAAUCUUGUACGCAUCAUUUUUUCACUUUCCCUAUUUUACCUUGUUAACUUCUGUUACACGAAUGGGGAGAAGUAUUACAAUCUCUAGUUAUCUCUAGUUUCUUACUCUUCUUUUCUCUCUAGUCUAAUGGAACUUUAUUUCCAUAUUCUUGUUUUUGCAAACAGCAACAUUUUAAUGUUUUCUGAAAGUCAGACUCACGACCUUGAUAGUCCUGAUGAAAAAGAAGGAUCCACAGUGUGUUAGAUGGGCCAUGCAGACAAGAAGCAUCCACUGUAUUUACAAGUACAUUUUAUGCAAAAUUGAAAGUUUCCCAAGCAAUAUUUUUUUCAGUAUUCAGGCAUGCCACACACACUGGUUUUCCAUAGCCCUUGCAACAUGGAAAUUUCAUAAUGCAUCACCUGAAGUUUUCUUCUGAACCUGUGAUGUUGCUGUGUUUUCUUUCUCCUUUGGGAUUCUCUGUUGUUGCCCUUGGUUAUCUCUGCCUCAGGGAAUUACUCUACCCUCUCAUACUACUAGUUAGCUGAUGUUGAUUCAAAGUGCAGGUUUCCCUAAUGUUCUGCAGUUUAGCCUUUUUUCAGGCA
Molecule: messenger RNA, 2396 nt
Organism: Lagopus muta (rock ptarmigan)
Lineage: Eukaryota; Metazoa; Chordata; Aves; Galliformes; Phasianidae
Gene: EPSTI1
Product: epithelial stromal interaction 1
Source: RefSeq, a predicted model, not a curated record